UAAAUUUGAAAACCCCAAAUCGUCUUUCCUCACCUGAAACACCACAGGAUCAAGAAGCCGUCUUUUCGAAUCGUUCAAGCUCUUCUUUUUCAAACUACGCUCAUGUCAAAAUCGAAGAAGGUGAAAACCCCCCUAUAUUCACAAUCCACUUUUAGUUUUUCUCAUAUCAACGACGAUGACGACGAUUUUCAGACCCCAACUCAAUCGUUCCCACUCACCCAAAGAAAACCUAGCUCAUCACAGCUAGUCAAAUCCUCCAAUGCCGCCAGCAAUCGACAACCCAAGAAGCCUAAAAAGAUUCAUGCUUAUCCCGGUAAGGAAAAUCUCGAACUUCCACCUGAUUUAGGUUUGGAUUCAAUUGUGUCUCUAGAAUCUAUGGAGUCGACUGUAUUCUGCAGCAAUGUAUUAGACAAUGGUGUUUCAUUUACGAAUGAUGAGAAAGAAACAAAACCAAAAGAGGGGUUUAGUUACUUAUCGAAUUCAAUCGAGUCUAGGUUAUUGUCGAGGUCUAGGGGUGAUUGUGGAUUAAGUGUUUGUGAAAAUGCUAAUGAGAAGGUAGACGAAGACGAAGAGGAAAGAUUUGAUGACAAUCAGGAGGCUGGAACUACACAGCUUGAUGUAUUGCUUGAUUUAUGUUGUGCAUCUGAAGAUGAGGAUAUGCCUAUGGACAAUGGUGAUAACAAUAACAUGGAUGUUGUUGGUUUUAUUAGCUGCCCCCCUGUGUGGAAUUGACAUUUCUGACAUGAGUGAGGAGCUGAGACAUGUUCAUACCAAUGAGUGCCUUGAUAAAGAGCAGGUUCAUAACCAUGUAGAUGCUCCUAAUACUGACAAUGUAACCGAAUGUCCUGGACAAGUUCUUGAUGAUUCCCCUUGUAGAGCUUCUGGACAAGUUCUUGAUGAUCCUUCUCUUGAAGCUGAAGGGCAAAUCCGUCAAAUCUCUCCUGUUUCUGAAUGGCUGCACAAUCUUGGCCUAUCUCGGUAUGAAGAAGUUUUCAUCCGUGAAGAAAUUGAUUUGGAAAGUCUGAGAUGGCUGACAGAUGAAGAUCUAUACAAUAUAGGUAUUACUGCUCUUGGUCCCAGGAAGAAGAUUGUUCAUGCUCUUAAUGAACUAAGAACAGAAGGUUCUGAAACAGCAGUGAAUACACCUCAAAAAAGUGGAACACCAACACCCUUCCGUGUGGAUGCAUUUAAAUAUCUGAGAAGGGAUUGCUUUCACUGGUUCCUUACACACUUCCAUGCAGAUCAUUAUGGAGGUCUUACAAAAUCUUUCUGCCACGGGAAGAUUUACUGCAGUUUAAUUACAGCAAAACUUGUAAAUUUAAAGCUUGGGAUUCCAUGGGAGAAUAUUGAAGUUUUACCUCUCAAUGAAAAGAUAUGCAUUUCUGGAGUUGAUGUCACAUGCUUUGAUGCUAAUCAUUGUCCAGGUUCUGUAAUAAUUCUAUUUGAACUUCCAAAUGGUAAGGCUAUUCUACACACAGGAGAUUUUCGUUUUUGUGAAGAUAUGACAAAGAUUGUUAGUUUACAGAGACAUGUCCAAACACUUAUCUUAGAUACCACUUAUUGUGAUCCUCAGUAUGAUUUUCCAAAGCAAGAUGCUGUAAUUCAAUAUGUUCUUGAAGCCAUACAAGCUGAAGCUUUUAAUCCAAGAACAUUGUUUCUAAUUGGCAGCUAUACUAUCGGAAAAGAAAGGGUGUUCAUGGAAGUAGCUCGUGUCCUUCGUAAAAAAAUAUAUGUCACUGCAGCAAAAAUGAGAAUUUUAGAAUGCUUAGGAAUGUCUAAGGAAGACAUGCAAUGGCUAACUUUAGAUGAAAGGGAAAGCCACAUUCAUGUUGUGCCUAUGUGGACACUUGCAAGCUUUAAAAGAUUAAAACACGCAUCUAACAUGUAUAAGGGUCGAUAUAGUCUUAUUGUUGCUUUCUCUCCAACUGGUUGGUCUUUUACUAAAGGAAAAAAAUCAACCCCAGGAAAGAGGUCUCAACAGGGUACCAUUAUAAGGUAUGAGGUGCCAUAUAGUGAGCAUAGCAGUUUUACAGAACUUAAAGAGUUUGUAAAGUUUAUAUCUCCAGAAAAUAUCAUCCCAAGUGUCAAUAAUCAUGGCCAAGAAUCUGCAAACAAAAUGAUCUCUCGUUUGUUGUCUUGAGCUUAACUUGAUUACAUUUGUAUAAAUUUAAGAUUUUGACUUAAUUUGAGUAGAGUCAUACGUGCACGGGUU
This is a messenger RNA of Lactuca virosa, 2212 nucleotides long. The record is from the annotation of a GenBank genome assembly. Lineage: Eukaryota; Viridiplantae; Streptophyta; Magnoliopsida; Asterales; Asteraceae.